Tricharina praecox is the source of this 2009-nucleotide messenger RNA. RefSeq names its product Indoleamine 2,3-dioxygenase. The record is from RefSeq and is a predicted model, not a curated record. Gene Ontology annotation, cellular component: cytoplasm. The transcript is spliced from 3 exons. Bases 222 to 1793 code for a protein of 523 amino acids. Gene Ontology annotation, molecular function: metal ion binding; indoleamine 2,3-dioxygenase activity; heme binding. Gene Ontology annotation, biological process: 'de novo' NAD+ biosynthetic process from L-tryptophan. NCBI's taxonomy places the organism in Eukaryota, Fungi, Ascomycota, Pezizomycetes, Pezizales, Pyronemataceae.
CUGUAUUGACGCUACCGCAACCUAUUUGAGACAAUUUGAAUCUCUCUCAUCCACGCUUUCUGGUUCUUCGUUAUACAUAACGACCACCUCCCCUUCACCUUUCGCCACACUUUCCCCUAAACAACUCCCCCACCAUAAAAAAGUUCCCGCUACCUCAAUAUCUCCUCCCAUCACCCACACCUUAUCUAACACCUGUCUCUCCCGUUGUGCACCUCCGCACAAUGCUUCCUCCCCUCCCAAACCUCGAAGAUUACCAGAUUUCCGAGAACGGAUUUCUACCGGCCGAGCCACCCAUCGACAGACUACCGGACCGAUACUAUGACGCGUGGGAGAAUGUAGCUUCCAAUCUGCGCUCGUUGAUUGCAGACAAGAAGAUCCGAGAGGCGGUGGACGAGCUCCCACUGCUGUCGACUUCGCGGCUACAUUCCGAGGCGGAAUGGCGAAGAGCCUAUGUUGUCCUGGGCUUCAUCUCGAAUUCGUACAUUUGGGGAUUGGUCAAAGCUAAAGAUAGAUUACCACAAUGCAUCGCAAUCCCGUUCCUCGAGGUUUCGGAGCAUCUGGAGAUUCCUCCGGUCGUUACAUACGCUGCCUGCUGCCUGUGGAACUACCAGCCUAUUCACCCAGCUGGACCCAUUGACAUGGUGGAGAAUUUGGCCACCCAGAACACUUUCACUGGCACGAUGGACGAGUCGUGGUUUUACAUGGUUUCGGUGGCAAUUGAGGCCCGAGGAGCUCCGACUAUACACCUGAUGAUGGAGGCGAUGCGAGCUGCCCGGCGGAGAGAUAGCUACACCGUAUCUGAGUGCCUAACGCUAUUCGCGGAGCGUAUCAUGGAUCUUCGCGAGCUGUUGGGAUGCAUGUACGACCACUGCACACCCCGUGCAUUCUACUUCCAGAUCCGCCCGUUUCUAGCCGGCUCGAAGAAUAUGGCCGAAGCGGGAUUGCCCAAUGGUGUGCUGUUUGAGGACGGAAGCGGCCAGGAAGAGUACCGGCAGUACUCGGGUGGCAGCAAUGCCCAGAGCUCGCUCAUCCAGUUCUUUGACAUCGCAUUGGGCGUGCAGCAUCGGCCAACCGGCGUAAAGAAGGACCCAUCCGAAGCGAAGAUGGAUGGACAUGCACCACAUUCCAAGCACAAUUUCAUCGAGGAGAUGCGCAAAUACAUGCCGGGAGCUCAUAGACGAUUCCUUGAGCACCUGACGACGGUAGCCAACAUACGCGAAUUCGUCGAGGCGAACCCCGACGACUCAGCUCUGGCCUCCGCAUAUGACGAGUGUCUCCGUGCUCUCUCCAGUUUCCGUGACAAGCAUCUGCAGAUUGUGUCACGAUACAUCGUGGUCAUGUCACAGGAGUCGAAGCGGAAAUCCGCGGCAGCAGCCGCAGCGGCGGCGGCUUCUACCCCAACAAUACCAACCACAACCACAGCCCCCUCCACCACCAACUUCCUUGGUCUCGCCAAGGGCGAGGCGGCAAAGGAGGGUCUAAAGGGUACUGGCGGCACCAAACUAAUACCGUUCCUGAAGCAGUCACGCGACGAGACCAUGGAGCCCGCCACCGGAGCGUGGAGCAAGACGACAUCCAAGUUCGAAUCCUACCAGGCCCGCUCGCGGGGCAUCGCACCAAGCUCAGCCUCGAAUUGGUCUCGCAGCAGCAGUCCUACCGGCGGUUUUGCUGUGCGUUCGUGCAAAGUCAACGAUCUCGACGACCUCCCGGCCGCCCCGAGACCUGGCGUCGGCAUGGCGGGCAAUUGGGAGUGGGAGGCUGGCGAUGAUGUGGGUGGAAUCUGCCAUUACUAGAUUCGCUGUUUGAUCACUGGCACUGGCGCAACUGGAAUUCUAUCGUUGCCUUCUCUUUCUCUUUUUUCCUUCCUCUUUUCUUCUUCUCUUUUUCUUCGUCUUUUCUUCUUUUUUUAUUAUUAGGGAUCGCACUCGGGGUGUUCUUUUUUUCCUCUUCUUUUUUUCCUACGGAGUUUUAUUUGGGCGGGGCUUUGUUUUUUUCUUUCGUUUCGGAUG